AUGUCGUGGCCAGAGCUACCUGCUCGUGCAGGGUAUCUUGCUCUGAGGAACGGACGCCACCGCAAUGCACUGUCCCUGGCGGUGCUGAGGAAUCUUCGAGAUCAGCUUCAUGCUUAUAACACGUCACCUGCCGAUGGACAAGUACGGAUUCUUCCCCCAUUUAAGCCAAAGAUCCUGGAAGAGCUCAAAGUUGCAGAACGAGAUCGUGGAUCUGCUGCAAGCGACAAGUACGGGUGGCUUGUGGACUCGCAGAAAUGGAAAGAGCAUCGACAUGGACUCCCUAACGUUGUGGUUCUACGGAGCGAGGGACCGGUCUUUUCAUCUGGGCAUGACCUUAAGGAAUUACGGACCCUCAGCCACGACGAGGUCAAGGAGACAUUCGCUCUUUGCGCCGAAGUCAUGUCAUUGAUUAGAAGAUCACCGGCGCCUGUUGUCGGCGUCAUUCAGGGUCUAGCCACUGCAGCAGGAGCACAGUUGGCCUUGACCACGGAUUUGCCGGUGACUUGUGCAUCGACCCAGUUUCGACUCCCCGGUGCAUCAAUAGGGCUUCCAUGCACAUCACCCGCUACGGCAGUUUCCAGAAGACUGGGAGGAGCAUUUACAUAUCGAAUGCUAGCACUAGCAGAACUACACCGGGCAGAUCAAUUGCCCGGUGGAGCGGUCGAAUUGGUGUCGGACGAAGCUAGCCUGGAGAAAAGAGUGGCAGAGAUAGUGUCUCAGCUGGCAAGCAAUUCCGCCGGUCAGCCUCAGGCAUUAGGGAAAUGGGCCUACUGGACUCAAUUGGGUCUCAAUGGUCGGGAAUCCGGUGGCGACGGAUACGAAGAUGCUGUCUCGUGGGCAGGGAACGUCAUGGCGUUGCAUGCAAAAGCUGACGAUGCAAAAGAAGGGAUCUCGUCGUUUUUUGAGAAGAGACCUCCUUCAUGGAAGACAUGA
Exophiala mesophila is the source of this 933-nucleotide messenger RNA. RefSeq lists its product as uncharacterized. Lineage: Eukaryota; Fungi; Ascomycota; Eurotiomycetes; Chaetothyriales; Herpotrichiellaceae. The coding region runs from base 1 to 933 and encodes 310 amino acids. The transcript has a single exon. Gene Ontology annotation, molecular function: hydro-lyase activity. The record is from RefSeq and is a predicted model, not a curated record.